Drosophila willistoni is the source of this 558-nucleotide messenger RNA. Its product is annotated as TBC1 domain family member 5 homolog B-like. The transcript has 2 exons. NCBI's taxonomy places the organism in Eukaryota, Metazoa, Arthropoda, Insecta, Diptera, Drosophilidae. Bases 1 to 558 code for a protein of 185 amino acids. The record is from RefSeq and is a predicted model, not a curated record.
AUGGCUGGCGAUGCGGAGCAUAAGAGGGGCUAUCGCACCAUAUUUCGCAGCAUCUCACAGGUGUUCUAUGCCAAUGCCAAAAGUACAAACAAUCCAAGCCAUAAUGUGAACAUCAGCAAUACAAUAAAUAAUAAUAACAACAACAACAAUAAUGGCAGCCAAUGCCAAUUAUCGUCAUCAUCAUCAUCAUCAUCAGCGCCAGCAUCGGCAACAUCAUCAUCGGCAACAUUUGAUAUACCAGCAACAUCACAAAUAUCAACAACACCAACAACAACAACAACACCUGUGCAAUUGGAUAAUAUAAAUAAUUUAAAAAAUACUGGAAUAACGGUAACAUUAAUAUCAGUCACAAAACCAAAUGCAACACCAACAAUUGUCACAACAACACCAACAUCAAAGGAUCUUACACCAUCUCCAUCUCUUUCCAUCUCUUCGGCGGAUGUUGAGAGUAAAAAUGUUGCCAAACUUCGUGCCAGCUCAAUGCAGAAUCUGAGCCUCGGCAUGGCACUUCAUAAUGGCCAAACUAAUCUAAGGAACAAUGUUAAAGCUCCCUACUGA